GUUUACAAAAAAAAAUCUACGGCAAAAAGUUUCAUCCUCCAUUCGAUGCGAUUCGAUGCAGUGAAAUUUAGUUUUAGAAACAAACCUUAAAAUUAAGGAAAAGGAAAUUUGCCAAUUACGAUACUAAAUACAGCUACCACUAAAGUGAAAAUAAAGUGAUGAACAACAAGUGAAGAUUAAAGAUAAAUAAGAAUCUGUUAAAACUUAAACAAACGAACGCUGCCGGCCAUCACAUUCGGCUUCGCGUACACUACACCAGAGACUCUAGUUAAAGAUGGCUGAAUCCGAUAUCGAUUUAUAUGCCGACGAUUUGGAUCCGGGCUUUCCUUUGAAAGAUGAAUUUCUUGAUGUGGACUUGUAUGAUGACGUUAUCGCUACUCCAUCAUCCGAGCCCCAUGAAAGGGGUUUGAAUACGGAUACUCCAAAUUCGCAAGGAGAUCGAGCUGAUAGUAUAGAUACAAAUGGAUCGUUUGCACAUAUGAACAACAUGGGACCGAACCACAUUGGUCGUCGGCAUCAAUUGUAUGUUGGUAAUUUAACAUGGUGGACAACCGAUCAAGAUAUAACGGAUGCAUGCCAUGAUAUUGGCGUCAGUGAUUUUCAAGACGUAAAGUUUUUUGAAAAUCGUGCUAACGGCCAGUCGAAAGGCUUUUGCGUCAUAUCGUUGGCAUCUGAAACGAGUAUGCGUUUGUGUAUGGAACGAUUACCAAAAAAAGAUUUGCACGGACAGAGCCCGGUCGUGACGCUGCCAACGAAACAAGCGUUGAGCCAAUUCGAAAGUCAACAGAAAACCAGGGCUGUACCGCCAACAGUGAACAAUAAUGGUCCAAGACCGCCAGGUCCGAUAAUGUCAGGCCCACAAAGUGGCUUCCCUCCGCCACCAGGACCGCCAAACCGAAUGAUGGGAAAUCCGAAUGGUGGACCGCCACAGUAUCGUCCACCACAUAUGCAAGGUCCACCAAUGCAAGGUCCACCAGUGCAACAAAAUCAAGGGCCGCCACGCAUGCAACCUCCACCAAUGCAUCAAGGCAUGCAAGGACCAAUGGGCCCACAACAACAGGGACCGCCAAGAUAUCACAAUCAAAACCAAUGGAAUGGGCCACCUCGUCCGAAUGGGCCAAUUAGACCAUGUCCUCCAUCAGGACCGCCACAACAUCGGCCAAUGUAUCAAGGUGGAGCACCACAAGGUGGAAUGCCACGUGGACCACGUCCAGAAUGGAAUCGACCUCCAAUGCAUGGAGGAUAUCAACAAGGACCACCAGGCCCUGGACCGAAUCAUAAUCAUAAUCAAAGUGGUCCACAUAUGCAACAGCCAAGAGGACCGCCGCCAGGAAUGAUGGGAGGACCAGGUGGACCUCAAGGUCCUGCACCACAUGUCAAUCCAGCAUUCUUCAAUCAAGGCGGCCCACCACAUGGACCACCACAACAUCAAGGACCGCCGAUUGGUCCGCCACACGGACAAGCACCUAUGAAUUCACAUCAACCGACACAUUUUCAACCACAAAAUGGUCCUCGUUGGCCAGGUCCAGUAAAACCAUCUGGUCCGCCCGGUUUCCCUGAACAAGUAAUGGCUCCACAAUUGAGCGAAGUUGAAUUCGAAGAAAUAAUGGCACGAAAUCGAACCGUCAGCAGUUCGGCUAUAGCACGUGCUGUUUCCGAUGCGGCAGCGGGUGAAUAUACCAGCGCAAUUGAGACGUUGGUCACGGCAAUUUCAUUGAUAAAACAGUCAAAGGUGGCCCAAGAUGAGCGGUGCAAGAUUUUGAUUUCGGCAUUGCAGGACACGCUACAUGGCAUUGAAAGUAAAAACUACAAUAGUCGUGAAAGACGUGAAAGAUCUCGAUCCAGAGAAAGAUCGCAUCGCAGAUCUCGACGAGAACGGUCGACGUCAAGAACAUAUCGUGAGAGGUCACGUGAACGCGAAAGAGACAGAGAAAGGGAUCGAGAUGGAGGUAGCAGCCGUCACUACAGCGAAAGUACGUAUCGUGACACAGCACGCGAAACACGAGACAGGUCACGCAGCCGAGAACGUGGAGCUGGUGGUGGAGGCAGUGGAGCUACUGACCACUAUAACCGGGAAGAAAGCACUAGUAGUCGUUCAGCUAGACCACGCAAAUCACCGGAAGCCGCCAAUGAACCGACUAAUGAAACGUCAAAACGUAGUUAUUACGAUGAACGCUAUCGCGACAGAGAUCGUAGUGACCGUGAUCGCGAUCGUGACCGUGACCAUAGAUCUCGUCAUUGAAUCUGUCCGGCGUGUGUUCUAAGUGUUAAAUCACACAGCAGCAGCAAAAUCGGGAUUAUUUGACUCUUUUUUUAAUCAAACAAAAAACAAACAUUUUACUUGCUAAGUUCAAUAGUUACGCGACAAUUUGACUGACAUCGGAACUGUUAAUUGGAUGAGAAACCACGUAGCACCAUUAGUCAACAUAACUUUUUUUUAAUUAUUCAAAAAUUGUACAUUCGCGAAAGUUUAUCCAGUUGAUGGAUAUUUUCUUGAAAAAACUAAAAUUCCCGGCCAAUUAAACAUAACGAACUCAACUGAUUUCCAAUCUACAUUAACAUUAGAAAGGACGUGAAUAGUGGUUUAUACACUUACCUACGUGAAGCUGUACAACCGCGACUUGGAAAUUAUCCGCACUCACUCAUCAACCAAUAUAUUUAGAAAGCAACAGACGCCGAAUGGAAUCUGGAUGAAGAAUGUAUUUGAAUUAAAUAAAAAUAUUUUAAGAAAAAUAAUAAAACCAAGAAAUGAUUGUUCUCCAUUUAGCAUUUAAUUCAUUUUGUUUUUCGUUUCUUUUUUUGGAUUUAUUUAUGAUCAAUUGAAUGAUUGUAAGUUGUUUUAUUCGAUUGACACUUUUUAUUUUGAUUUUGUUGUUCGUUUUUUUUUAUAAUUUUGAUUUUGUAUGUUGUUUCGAAAGUUUUAUUGUCAUAAAAUGUAUAUGAUGAUGAUGAUGAUGAAUUUGUAAACGAUGAACCGGAAGAUUGAUUCCAUGUACGGACAUACAGUUAAGAGCAUUUCUCAGUGAUGAAAUGUUCUCGUCGAAAGUAUUAACUCGGGGGUUUAUGUAUUCCAAUUUUAAUGUAAAUGUUUUCUAUCUCUCUUUUAUUUACAAAAGAAACAAAAAAAAAUAACUAAAAAUUUGUGGACAAUUCCUGUGUUCCAAAAAAAUGAAACAAAACAAAAAAGAAAAACUGAAGAAAUAUGUAAACCCCAUAUGCAUUAUAGACUGUUACGGGCUAUUAUUAUAGUUGUUAAGUAUAAAUAGUAUCGAAUCUACGUCAAUCUGUUGUUAUGAAACGAAACCGACUGUGAUAAUAUUUUAAUUAAUUUUUUCCUCUCAAUUUUAUAAUUACACUUAUGCUUUGCUUUACUUUUAACAUUGUAUAACGAAAUGAAAAGUUGUCGAACAAGUUGCGAAUCUCUUCUUUCUUUUGUAUUAAUAACAUUGUUCAA
Bradysia coprophila is the source of this 3454-nucleotide messenger RNA. RefSeq names its product cleavage and polyadenylation specificity factor subunit 6 (gene Cpsf6). The record is from RefSeq and is a predicted model, not a curated record. Lineage: Eukaryota; Metazoa; Arthropoda; Insecta; Diptera; Sciaridae. Gene Ontology annotation, molecular function: RNA binding.